This is a messenger RNA of Trichoderma atroviride IMI 206040, 2835 nucleotides long. RefSeq lists its product as uncharacterized. NCBI's taxonomy places the organism in Eukaryota, Fungi, Ascomycota, Sordariomycetes, Hypocreales, Hypocreaceae. Gene Ontology annotation, molecular function: GTPase activity; microtubule binding; GTP binding. The record is from RefSeq and is a predicted model, not a curated record. Gene Ontology annotation, cellular component: membrane; microtubule; cytoplasm.
AUGCCGCACUCGACACCUCGCCGUACUCGCGGCCCAGGAAAUCGGCAGAAUCUUGUCAAGCGUGAGCCAGACGCCGCUUCUCGCCAAGAUACAGUUACAGAUGCCAGCACCGAGGCUGGCGAAUCGCUGGAUGGGCCAGAGUUUUAUAGGUCUUUUAUCGAUCCUCGCGGCAACAGAUCUAAUGCCCCGGCGCCUAGUGAACGCACGGCAGAAUCAGAUCCUACAGAUCCCGUGUUUCGAGAAGUGAGAGCUGCUGCUCCGGCUGCAAGCACCGCGACUGCGGCCAGCCCUAGAAAUUUGGAGGAAAGCUUCUUCCAGACCUCGUUCCAAGAUAUUGGCAAGAAGCUCAAGGACUGCAACGAUACCCUUGGAGAGCUGCAGCAACUCGGCGUGUCUCACGAUGUUCAGCUGCCGGAGCUUGUGCUCGUCGGCGAUCAGUCUGCGGGCAAAUCCAGCUUGAUGUCGGGUCUUGCCAACCUGGACUUGCCGCGCAGUGAGGGAACUUGCACUCGAUGCCCUCUGCACAUUCGCGUUUCUCGCAACGCUGACUGGUCCUGUCGCGUGUGGCUGCGGAAAGAAUAUUCCUAUGAGCCUCCGGAUGGCGCCAUACAUGAGACAGACGUCACUUCUAAUGACCCCUUUUUCCCUUGGCGAAAGCGGCCGAGUACCCAGGUUCUGGAGUUCAAGACGAUGCACGACAAGAGCGAGAUUGAAGACGUCUUGCGCUGGGCCCAAAUUGCCAUAUUAAACGAUGACAAAAACCACAAUCUGUUCGUCCCUGGACGGGGCGCUACCGCCAUGAACACGCCAAUUGAAAAGGCGGCAGAAGAGACUUUGGCCAAAUUCUCACCCAAUGUCGUUGCAUUGGAGAUCAAAGGCCCAGACCUGCCGGAUCUGUCAUUCUACGAUAUGCCUGGUAUUUUCCAGAAUCCCGCCGAUGCCAACGACGAGUAUCUGGUCAACGUGGUCCGGAACCUCUCCAGCGCCUACAUCCAGCACCCCUCUGCCAUCAUCAUCUGCGCCAUGCCAAUGAACAGCGAUGCCGAGAAUUCUGCAACCUUUGGCCUCACUCGUAAAUUGAAGGCCAAGGACAGGACUAUCGGUGUGCUCACAAAGGCAGAUCUGCUUCCUGACGGUGGAAAUCACGCCCAGUGGCUCGAGAUCAUGAAGGGGUAUGCUCACGCUACAGGAUUGGGAUACUUUAUUACAUCUCGUCCUCAGGGCAAAGAACUGGAAGAGUUGAAAAAAUGGGAAGAGCGCAUGUUUGAGGAUCAGUCCGUCGAUAAAUGGCCCGCCCCCUUUCAUCAGUUUGUCCACCGCUGCGGCGUUGAACGGCUUAAAGCAUUCCUGUCAGAGCGGCUGGGCGAGGAAUUCGCAAAAAGCUUGCCCACCAUCAAAUCCAAGGUCAAAUACCUUCUCGAUAAAACGAACCGGCAGCUGGCCAAUCUCCCAGAGCUCCCCAGUAACGUGGAACUAGAGAUUCAGACUUGCCUCAACAGCUUUGCUGAUAGUGCCCGCAUCAGGAUUGACGACUUUGCUGCACGCAUCAAUAGCUUGCCCAAUAGUUUCCGAGACUGUCUUUUGGAGAUUAAGCCUAAAUUCACCCUCAAAGACCGCAGCGAUAUUGAUCCAGUAGUACUGUCUGACGAUGAUGAGCCCGAUGCCCCAGCGCCUGGUCCUGCCACGGCAAGUUUCUCCACUCCUUCGAAGCGGCGGCAUCCAGCACAACAGGCAACGCCCUCGAAGCGGUCCCGGACUGACCAUAUGGCCAACGGAGCACCAGAUAUGGUCAAGCCCGAGGACACAGGCAAUGUCAACGUCGGAACUCCCCCGCCUGGAUAUUACAACAUGGGUCUUAUAUAUCCUUUUACGCAAUUUAGCGACAUUGGCCGGGGGUUCCGCACACUUAGGCAAGUCAAAGAAGAAAUACAGGCCAAGAUGAAGGCAGGCAUGCCGAGCAUCAUCCCGCCAGAUGUAUACAAUGACCUAGCCAUGGAGGCUAUCAAGCCAUGGAACCAACCUACAAACGUCUACUUACAAGAAGUGAUCCGCUUGCUCCACGUUGAGCUCGAAACGGCCUUGAACAAGUCCCUCGAGAAUCUCAAGAAGCGCUUCAUAUACCCAGAGGCCAAGCGACAUCUCAAGAGCUGUUUGGAUUCACAUUGGAAAGAAACACGAAAAGCACUCCAAGAGCUUUAUGCUGAUGAGACCGAACGGGUCAUGACAUACAACACGGAAGCAUUUAACCAGUGUCUGAAGAGCGAGAGAGCUGUGCUAGUUCGGUUCCGACACCAUAUGAGAAUGAUAGGAGCAGGUUACGCACAGAAAGAUCUCGUUCCGUGGGAAGGGCUUACAGAAGAAAAGCAAGUCCAAGACUUGAAGAAGCGAGAGCAGGACCAAAACAAGCUGAAGCCGGACGAAUUUGAGCGGGAGGUCGAGGUUGUUGCGUACGUUAGAGGGUACUACAAGCUCGCCGCCCUGCGAUACUCCGAUGCCGUGACGCAGCGCAUCGUUUGCCGCAUGAUCCCCGCCAUUCGCCGGCAGCUGCGCAAUUACCUGGAUGAGCAGCUUGGCGUGCGCGGGCCGAAUUCUGUGAACGUCUACGCGAAGCUCAUGGAUGAAGAUGCCGCGACGGCGGCCAAGCGCGAGAUGCUCAAGAUGGAACAAGGCAAGUUUAUUCAGGCUCUGCAGAGCAUCGAAAGUCUCGAGUCGGAGAUGACUUCGGAUGUGGCGAGCAUUGUUGAGAGUAGUGGUCUGCGGUCGGAUCCAGCCGAGCGACGAGAUUCGAAUGUGACGAUGGAGGUUGAUAUGCGCUAUGCGACGGGAGAGACGUAG